Molecule: messenger RNA, 788 nt
Organism: Notechis scutatus (mainland tiger snake)
Lineage: Eukaryota; Metazoa; Chordata; Lepidosauria; Squamata; Elapidae
Source: RefSeq, a predicted model, not a curated record
GAAGGAAAGUUUUUUUUUUUUUUGGGGGGGGGGGGGGGGCGAUGGUUGAUUCUUUUGAAUGGACUUCAUCAACCAAUCUACGUGUUUCGCACCUUUUUUUUUCUCUCUUCACAGCGCUUGAUUUUUGAUCUGCCCAUUUUCCACCCGCUCGUGGACCCUGUCUCGGGGGAACUGGAUGUGAAAAGAGCAUUUGCCAAGUGGAGGCGCAAUCACAACCACAUAUGGCAAAUACUGAUGUACGCACGCAGAGUUUUCUACAAGAUCGACACAACCAGCCCUCUGAACCCUGAAUCUGCUGUGCUGUAUGAAAAAGAUAUUCAACUCUUCAAGAGUAAAGUGGUUGACAGCGUAAAAUUGUGCAGCAGUCACUUAUUCGACCCCCCCAAAAUUGAAGACCCCCAUGCAAUUAGCUUCUCUCCAUGGAAUCCAGCUAUACACAACGAAGUGAGAGAGAAGAUGUUGACCCAGAAGGUACGGAGGGAGCAUCUAUCUUAUUUUAUAGCAAUUGUAAAAAAAAUGAACGGGGAGAAAUCAGCCUUAUUGCAUUGAAAGAAACUGAGGCAAGCUCCUUAUGCCAGAAGGAAUCAAGCAGAAAGUCCCUUAUGUAACCUUGUUGUGAGAUAAGAGAGAUUAUUCUGUGUGUGUGUGUGUGUGUGUGUGUGUGUGUGUGUGUGUGUGUUUACAGUGGCUAGAAGGAAACAGUGGUUAGAAAAGCACAUGGUUGCACAUCGCUUAAACCAGGGUUGUCCAAUUUUGGGAACUUUUAAGGCUUGUAGACUUCCAACUCU